Messenger RNA from Doryrhamphus excisus (bluestripe pipefish), 10720 nucleotides. Lineage: Eukaryota; Metazoa; Chordata; Actinopteri; Syngnathiformes; Syngnathidae. The record is from RefSeq and is a predicted model, not a curated record.
UGGUGUGAUGCUUCUAUUGGCCAUUAAUAACUGGCGCAAACAGUUCACUUCCGCGUUGUAAUGUUUUGCGAGUUGAUUUGCCGGACAGUAAGUGUGGUUUAGUGCAAUUGUAAUUUCAUGGCGAAGAGACACGCCGAAGACAUUUUAUUUUUCAAACCACCCGCGAAGAGAAGCUUCCGAUCUCUUUGCCAGGUUGACCAGCAGUUUGAGAGCAUAGGUAUUCACGAGGACUUGAGCCCAACGUGCACACAAGCUUCGUCGGAUGGUCAUAGCCGAAAAAGGUCGUGUUGCUUAGGGAAUCCAGACGUGAAAGACGAAAGAAUAAUGUAUCCCAACAAGACCACACAACUUGACUCUCGCGACAAAAAUGCGUCACGUGCGCAGACGUCUAGAACUGUCUCUAUCACGCCGUCAUGUUCCAGGAAACGGCGCCGACAAGACGCAGCUGAUUUAAAGACUGCACCAGCAAUAAUGAAUGAUCAAGCAGAUACUGAUCCUGAGUUUUGCGCUUACAACUCUUUUCAGUUCUGGAGGGCCCCUUUGCCUGAGGUUGACUUUUCACUGCUGGAUGAGUCCAGUGGACAGAGCCAAACAAAACACAAUUCAGAUGUCAAAAACUCUUCUGAGCCAAUGGAGACCUGAAAAUGAAGAAUGGCAGCGAGAAGAUAAAAAGAUAGUUCCAGCGAGGUUAUACUUGCACAUAGAGACAAACGGUCUGCUAGCAUCUCAUGACUCAAAUGUGAAAAUGCUGCAACUGUAGAUCAGUGAUUAGCACAUUUGCCAGCUAUUUUAUCCAUCUCCAAGUAUCUCUAGAUACAUCACAUAUGGGCUGUGUGCAUGCUAUGUUGUUGUAUAAAUGAGAGAUUAAUUCCUUUGUUUCCACCCUUGGCCAUCUCUGUGUGGAGUUUGCAUGUUCUCCCCGUGCAUGCAUGGGUUUUCUCCGGGUACUCCGUUUUCCUCCCACAUUCCAAAAACAUGCUAGGUUAAUUGGCGACUCCAAAUUGUCCAUAGGUAUGAAUGUGAGUGUGAAUGGUUUAUAUGGUCUAUAUGUGCCCUGUGAUUGGUUGGCGACCAGUCCAGGGUGUACCACGCCUCUUGCCUGAAGUCAGCUGGGAUAGGCUCCAGCAUAUCCGCGACCCUUGUGAGGAAAAGCGAUAGAAAAUGAAUGAAUGAAUUAAUUCCUUUGUUGUUUUGUAGUUAUGAUUAAUAUGUCAGUAUUUUUUUUUACCAGUCAGAGCAAAUUUUCCCAUCACCUAAUUUACAAUAAACUAUUUCAUUUUUAUUACUUUAAAUGUGAUAUUUUAGUAAUACAUGUGUGUGUAGUAUCCUUGGACUUUUUUAUAAUCAAAAAGCUGCUUUUUGGCCAUAAAUAGUUUAUCAUUUGUCUAGCAUGUUUUACCCAUGACAAAAUCAAAAGGGGCACUUUUUUCAGGAUUUGGCUGGUCCUGCGACUUAUACUCCGAGCAACAUAUAGACUAUAUAUUGCUUGUGUUUUUGCACACUGACAGCCACGAGAGGGCGCCCUUGGCUUGCGUGCCAGUAUGGGCUAUUCCUGUCACUCCUGUACCAGUGAAAAUUGACGAGGUAAACAUAAACUGAGAAGGAUGGAACACCUAAUGCUCCCCAGAAGAAUAUAAUGUUCUGCAGAUUACAAAAUGCAAGUAAACUAUUUAUGUUUUGUUGUUUUAAACCAAUACUACACCGAGAAACUUUUCCAAACUCAAAAAUAAAAGCACAGCGUAGCUCCAAUACGUAGUUUUGCUUUUGGUAGUGGCCUGAGGUACUGUGUGCGCAGCACUGAUGCAUGGUCCUGUGUUAAAAAGUUAUUGGCACGAAACCUAAUAACUGGUGGCGCUACCAGCAACAACUGUAAUCAAGCAUUGAUAACUUCCUAUGAGUCUCUUGCAGCGCUGUGUAGGAAUUUUGGCCCACUCAUCGUUGCAGAAUUGUUGUAAUUGAGCCACAUUGGAGGGUUUUCGAGCACAAACCACCUUUUUAAGGUCAUGUCACAGCAUCUCAACAGGAAUAAGGUCGGGCCUUUGACUAGGCCACUUCAAAGUCUUCAUUUUGUUUUUCUUCAGCCAUUCAGAGGUGGACUUGGGGAUCAUUAAGAUGUUGUCUGGCAAAAUUGAGACAAGCCUUAAAGUUCUUUUUGUUCAGAGGUUGUUGUCGUCUUGGAACUCUGUCAUUCAGGUCAUUUUUGUCCAGUGUUUUUCUUAUGGUGCAAUCACGAACACUGACCUUAACUGAGGCAAGUGAGGACUAUCCCUAGCUCAGAUAGCUUAUUAAGUUAGAUCAUGAUCAUCUUUAUAAAGGCAAAAUGACUUGAUGCAAUUAUUAUUUGAUUGCACAAGUGUAUAGCUAUAGCAAUGUGGCUGUGUGUUCUGUUGUGAGAGCAAGACGAGAACUUUGGAGAGAGAAAGAUAAGUUGUUCGAAGGCGUAACUCUUGCAGUAUUUGAGAAACUCUCAUUGCCCUUUGGAACUCUAAUAGCUGAUAAAGAAAUACCUUAGGGCACCGGUCUUAAGAUAAAGCAUUCACAUAUAGCCAUGGUAAGUUGUUUAUUAUUCUUAUUAACUUACUUUACAUAGUGCUAGAAUGAAGUGUAGUUUGUGAAUUGAUGGCUAAAACGUGAUGCUCUUCUGGCUGUCACUACGACUACCUUUAACAAAGUAACAAUCGGAACAGUGUUCGUUAAAAGGGUGCCUUCUGUCACAUUCAGCUAAGAUUUUGUGCAGUGUUACCCCAGCAUGCACAGAUAUGGUGGCAGGUUGGUUCAAUAAAGUCUUUAGUUCACAAAAGAUCAGAUCACACGUAGUGGUGUGGCACACAAAAGCAAAGUACCAAAAUAACAAAGAAGGCUGGGACACAGCUAAGGCUAGCAUAAAACUCACUAUGGGAGAUGGAAACAAGAAUAAUACCAGGAAACAGCUAACAUAGCUAAGAUGUAAUGGAAUGCAUCCAAUACACAGGUAACAGGAGGGGAACUAAUGAACCAGCAACUACAAGAAAACCUGCUGAGCUAAAUGGGAGCCUAAUUAUAAAUCUAGGACUGCUAACCAGUGUAAAUGUAAUGCGUACAGUCCAAAUAGGAAUCAGCCUUAACAAAAUAAAAGCAAUAAACAGGUAAUAAUGCCAAAAAAGAGUUAAACAAAGUCCAAACCAUCACGAUAGCAUAUACAGAAAACCUAUUGGGUUGCUCAUGGAAAAUAUUUUUUGCUGAUGCCUUAGUUAUUCUAACUGAUGGUGAUUUUCAUUGGGCAAUACUGGAAUUAACAUACUGUAACUCAUUUCAAUAGUCACAUUCACUGUAUUAAUACUAUUUGGGGUUUGCAGUGGAUGUUUGUGUGCGUGCAUACGUGUGUGUGUGUGUGUGUGAGAGAAACACGGAGCGCGCCAACCCUAAACAUGUACACAAAUCUCAGGAAAGGGAUGUGAUGUGUGAUGUUUCCGACCAACAAUACAUCAUUUCAGGCCAUUGUUAAAUGUUGCUGGGAAACGGUGCUCAGGAGAGAUACAGACUUUGGGAAACUGUUUAAAGUGGGAAGAAAAUACCACAGUCAGCUUGACUUUUAUAUGAUACCUUGCUGGUGGAGAUCGAAGAUGCUGCCAUGAGCUUCAAUGACAAGUUACGCAGGUCUUGGAUUGAAGAAACGUUCUCCAAGAGAGAAUGUGUGCGGUUUAUCCCUUCCUCUCGGGAUCUGCACAGAUGCAAUCCAUUAUGUCAAGUAUGCCAAAACUUGAUCAGAUGCGUUUGUGGUCGCCUGAUGCUUGAACACUCUUGGAAAGAGUCCCCACCCCCCACAGUCAUCGCUCCUGCUGCUGGACAGGAUGGGACAGAGGACUGGUCCAUGGAGCUACAUACCCGAGUCAGUCCCACAGAUGCCUAUGGGACCAUAGACUUUCAGGACAGUGCAACACGUGUCUGUCGGGCCAAGUAUGUGCGCGUGGCUGUGGACACAAAGCCUGAGGCACUUCUCCAACUGAUGCUGAGGGAGUGGCAGAUGGAAAGACCCAAGCUCCUACUUACUGUUCAUGGAGGCUGUGAAAACUUCACACUUCCUACCAAACUGAAACAAGCCUUCAGUAAAGGCCUGAUCACAGCAGCUCGCAGCACAGAUGCAUGGAUACUUACUGAUGGUAUCAAUACUGGUGUGUCCAAGUAUGUAGGUGAAGCAGUGAAAACAUUUGGUGGACACAACCUGAGGAAGAGAAGCACAGUUGGGAUUACACCAUGGGGAGUGAUUGACAACAAUAUAGACCUAAUAGGACGCAAUGUCUUCAGGCCUUACCAGCCACUGGGGAACCCUUUGAGCAAGAGGGCCUGUUUUAAUAGUUUUCACUCCCACUUUCUCCUUGUGGAUGAUGGAACUUUGGGGAAAUCUGGUUGCCAACAAGGCCUCAGGAGGAAGCUGGAGAAACACAUUCAGCUGCUGAAGAUCCACCCUCGAUUGAACCAAAGAGUCCCGAUGGUCUGUGUCGUAGUUGAGGGAGGCCCUGCCAUUGUAUCGACAGUGCUGGACUACGUCAGCCAUAACCCCCCUGUGCCAGUAUUUGUGUUUGAGGGAUCUGGCAGGGCUGCUGACUUGCUUGCGUUCCUACACAAGCAGACAGAUAUUGACAGGGAGUUAGAUGAAGAUAUUAAACAGGACUUCCUUGUAAGGAUUGGAGAGGUGUUUGGAGUAGACAGAAAGGAGGCCUUUGGUCUCUGCACUCUGCUCUUGGAAUGCAUGGAUCACAGACAAUCUAUAACCAUAUUUGAUUUUGAGUCAGAAGACCACAUGGCUCCAGAUGUAGCCAUUUUGACCGCCACGCUCAAGGGCACAAAGGCCAGCUCUGCAGAGCAGCUGAAUGUGGCUCUAGCAUGGGACAGGGCUGACAUUGCACAGAAAGAUGUUCUACUGUAUGGACAACAUUGGCAGGUUGGUUCCUUGGAACAGGUCAUGCUGGAUUCUUUGGUGAUGGACCGUGUCAGUUUUGUCAAACUGCUGAUUGACAACGGCAUGACAAUGAGUCGCUUUCUCUCCGUGGAUCGCCUGGAGGAGCUUUAUAACACGCCUUUGGGUCAGACAGGACAUUUUCUUCACCACCUUGUUGAGGAUGUGAAGCAGACCUCUCUACCUUUAGGUUACCGGUUGUCUCUCAUUGACAUGGGCCUGGUUAUAGAGUACCUCAUCGGAGGGGCAUACCGCAGUACUUAUACACGUAAACACUUCCGAGCUACCUACAACCUGCUGCAAGACAAAGAAGGAAGACGAGUCAGUACUUCUUCUUUGUACAAACAAAAAAAGGGAUUGAAACCAAACAUACAGAGGAGCAGAAGUCCUCAGGACCAAAAUAUGCCACAUGGUACCAGUGGAGAGGCCGUGUGGAGCCCUGGUCUUUGUGAAGCACCGCUUCCUUCCUUCAACUUUAACGACCUCUUCGUGUGGGCCGUGCUUCAGCAGCGGCAGCAGAUGGCGAUGUUCCUGUGGCAGCAUGGUGAGGAGGCACUUGCUCGGGCAAUAGUGGCCUGCAAGCUUUACCGCUCCAUGGCCUUCGAAGCACAGCAAAGCACCAUGAAUGACAACAUUGCAGAAAAUUUCAAAGCAUAUUCCCUUGAAUUUGGACAGCUGGCGGUGAAUGUUUUAGACUGUGCAUUUCGCCAGAAUGAGAAAAUGGCCAUGAAGUUGCUCACUUCGGAGAUGGAGGCAUGGAGCCACUUUACCUGCCUCCAAAUAGCAGUUUCUUCCUGUCAUCGACCGUUUGUGUCACACUCUUGUACACAGACCCUCCUCACAGAUCUCUGGACCGGUCCUCUCAAUAUGAGGAAAAACUCCUUUCUGAAGAUUAUUUUGAGCCUUCUUCUGCCUCCUGCUAUCUUGCUUCUGGAAUUCAAAAGCAAAGCUGAAAUGUGCCAUGUCCCCCAGUCUCAUGAAGCAAUUCCAUUUGUACGUGACACUCCAAAGACAGGAGCAACUCAUGAAGAACCUGAUCACCUGGGUAACCAGGAUGCAGAGCAUGGACCGCCAUUCCACGACCGAUGUUUGGGUUCAGUUUCUGAAUGCCUUUCCCCAGUCACUGUGCACUGUGUGUCCUGGAUCACAAGACUCUAUGAAUUCUACACAGCUCCCGUUGUUAAGUUUUGCUUCCAUACAAUGUCAUACCUCACCUUCCUGAUGUUGUUCUCCUACACCAUCUUAGUAAAGAUGGGUGAUGAACCCAGCAUCCAGGAGUGGCUGGUCAUUUUGUAUAUCACGUCGACUGCAGUGGAGAAAACCAGAGAGGUACUAAUGUCAGAACCAAGGCAGCUGAGACAGAAGCUGAAGAUUUGGUUCUCGGAGUACUGGAACGUAUCUGACUUCAUUGCUAUCAUUGUCUUCCUGGCUGGUUUGGUGAUGCGUUGGCAUGCUGAGCCAUACCGGACAGUUGGACGGAUCACCUAUUGUCUGGAUAUUGUAUUUUGGUUCGUAAGGCUUAUGGAACUGCUGGCUGUCAAUCAACAUGCUGGUCCUUACCUCACAAUGAUCACCAAGAUGACGUCUAACAUGUUCUUUAUUGUGGUCAUGAUGGCAAUAGUGCUGCUGAGCUUUGGGGUGUCCAGGAAGGCCAUUUUAUCACCGGAUGAGGCCCCAUCAUGGAGCUUAGCUCGUGAUGUAGUGUUCCAGCCUUACUGGAUGAUCUUUGGAGAGGUCUACGCUUCUGAGAUAGAUCCGUGUGAUGAUGGUCAUCCAUGUCCUCCUGCUUCUUUUCUCACGGCAUUCCUUCAGGUGGUCUAUAUGUUCUUUCAGUAUGUCAUCAUGGUCAACAUUCUCAUUGCAUUUUUUAACAACAUCUACUUUGACAUGCAAUCAACAUCCAAUAGAUUGUGGAAGUACAAUCGCUACCGCUACAUCAUGACGUAUCAGGAUCGACCGUGGCUGCCGCCACCCCUAAUUCUCCUCAGUCACAUGACUCUUGGUUUGCGAGCCAUUUACAGCCACUUUAAUGGCGAUGCCGAGGGGGAGGAGAAAGGCUCUGGACUUAAACUCUACUUGGGCCACGAUGACCGUAAGAAGCUCCAUGAAUUUGAGGAGAAAGUUGUACAGGCCUUCAUCCAUGAGCAAAAUGAAGAUUCCCACCAAAGUCAGAUGAAGAGGAUUAGAGUGACAGCUGACAGAGCAGAAGAGAUGUGCACCAUAGUGGGAGAAGUCUCUGAAAAGGUCAGCGUCAUUCAUGACAGUCUUGUGGACCUGGACUGUCGGCUGGGUCAACUACAGGACCUGUCAGUUCUGGGGGUGGACACAAUAGCCCUGCUUUCUGCUUCUGACAACCUACAACAAGAGGAGGCUCGCCUGGCCCAGUGCCGACCGAUCACAGCAUCCCAGCACGUCUUCCCUCACAGCUGGACUCUUUUCCACAGAAGUGGUGCAGACUAUGAUGUGGCUAAUAUGAGACGACUGGGGUCCAAGCCUUGUAAAAGUACUCCUCCGUCAUUGCUCAAAGGCUACACACUUAGAUGUACAUCACAGGAGCCCCACCUGGGAAUCAGAUGGAGCAGUGGAGGAAGAGAAGGACAGACUGAGGAGAGAAGUGAAGGAAAAAAGGAGGAAUCACCUGACGCUCCCCAUUCCAUCCCGGGCAUUUCUCGAACUUCAUCCCACUCAUCGUGUUUGCACAUUCAUGCAGUUGGAAGCCAUUUGAGUGGUUUGGGUGAUCUGACACCUUAUGAGUCAUAUGGACCAUCUCGCUGUGGGUCUCCUCUUUCUCUCAGGUUUAGUGACAAAGGCUUGGAGUCACUGCAUUAUAAAUUGUGGAGCUGUGACGCACUUCUAAAUCGUGAGGAGAUUGGCAUGGAAGAGGAGGAAGAAGAAGAAGAAAGCGAAGGAGAUGAUGAAGAAAAAGAACAGAAGGCAGAAGACCAUGAACAUCUAUAUGGGCCAAUUGUUCUUUCUGAACAUGGAAACAUCUCUAAGACUUUAGCAAAGCCUAUCUUCUGUCAGGAGGAUUGCCAACUGGAUUUCCAGACCAGACCUUCUCUAAAAUCUUCAAGGUGGCCCUAUCUGUCGAGAAACCACCCUUAUGGCUACAGCAGAUCUCUGUCAUCUAGUGUAGAGAAUAUGACAUUCUCUGGGGGAUCCCUGAGUCCGAGGGGAUCAGUUCCUACCCUUAUGGAACCAAUGAACAAGCACGUUGCAAAAAGAAGUUUCAGCAAUGACACAUCAUUACAGUGGAGCAGAGGCAGAGAGUGGUCCAAGUCAUCUGACUUCACCCAAGUCUUGAACAGAAGAAGAAGCCCAAACAUGAAGACUGUCAAAAUACAAGACAGCUGCCCGCACAGUGAAACUGUACCGACACAAUCCUCUGAUGCUUGCUGGAAAAGAUGGAAAAGAUUGAAAGGAGAACCUUCAUGUUGGUCAGCGUCAACUAGUCUUAGUCAACUCAAUUUGGAACCCAUGGAUUUGCAGAAGCACAUUUUUUCACGGCAGGAAGUGUUUAGCCCCACUCAUUCAGCAUGGAAUAGCUGGGCUAGAUCAUUGAGCCGCAGGUCUUCGUUACAGAGCUGUGCUGUCACUGAAGGCAAGAGUUCCUCAUUCCAGUCCACUGAUACAUUGUAUCCACAUUAUUCAGCCAUGGAGAGAAACAAUUUGAUGAGACUGGCUCACUCCAUCCCUUUUACUCCAGUAUCCAUUCUUGGUGGUGAAGAAGUUAGCAUCUAUUCUUUGGAGGAGGUUUGUUCAGAGGCCGACCCUGAAUCCGACACAUCAUGGUCUUCACGGGGCCUGUCUGCAUUGCUUCAGCCCCUCCCCAGUGAGGAAGGAUCUUUGGAUGGGGGUCUGCGGCGGGGCUGCAGGGUGCUGUGCACAUGGGCUGAACAGGAUGUACUCGUACCUGGUCUGGUAUAUGUGGUCAAAGCCUUCAAACCAGAGGUGGUGUGUGCCUGGCAAAGAUACUUUCGUGGUUGUACAGCACUCCAGCUUUGUUUGAGGGAAAUCCAGCAACAGAGGGCAGCACACAAAAUGAUGCAUGCUUUCAACCAGAUAAAACCUGUCAGAAUCAAUCAUUCACCAAGAUUUCUAGAUGUUUCAUUGGUGCUUUGGCACUCAAAUGGAGAGUGGCUUACUAUAGAAAGGAAUAUGUUGGGUAACUUCAGGAAGUACAACAACAACACCGGGGAGGAAAUCGCACCUUCUUCUUCAUUGGAAGAACUACUCUUAGCAUUCUCACACUGGACUUAUGAGUACUCAUGCAGAGAACUCUUGGUGCUUGAUAUACAAGGAGUAGGUGAGGAGCUGACUGAUCCAACAGUCAUUAUGGGAGAAAAGCUCAGUGGUAGCAUGGGUGAGAUGCUGUUUGGACCUGACAACUUAGGAGAUUCUGCCAUCAACGCUUUUGUGCAAAAACACUCAUGCAGUGCCUGUUGCCACAUAUUGGGCCUGUCAGAUUUCUCGAACAAAUCAAACCAAAUUAUUCAUGAUGGAUGCAUGGACUUCCUCAAAGCCCUAUUUAAGGAGGCCUCUGGACACAUGCAAGAACAGCUGUGAGGCAGAGACCACAUCAGGAGAAGCAGAACAAGAGGAUGGCUCAAACCGGCGUGUAACCUUUGAGCCAUGAAGUACUUCCACCAUAUCAGCUCAUGUAGACCGACCACUCUGAAGUCACACCGGGCCUCCUAUCAAGAGUUCAAAUUUGUCACUGAGAAUCAGAAAUGUUGUGUUCAGUAUCAUCAAGAAAGAUGGAAUUGCUUGAUAUAUAAAGGAUCACAUUUGAUGAGUUUCCAUCAUGUGUGAGAAAUGUGAAAAUGUCAAAAAUAUUGUGCAUGUGCAAGACAAAAAAAAAAACAAGGCAGAAAUGCACCCAUAAAAUUUAUUGUAUUUUUUUCUUCCCACAACAAAAUGUCUACAAAAGCGAUAAAAUAUAGAAUUUAACAAAAAUCACUUCAGACCUUCACAUUAUAUGUACACAUAUCAAAGGAGGACUCAGUAAAGGGCCCUGCAUAGCUCUGAACUUUUACCCAUUCUUAUCCAUCACAAUUAGGUAUCUGUGACUCAAUUAAAUGCAAAUUUAUACAUGCACACACACACACAGGCGCGCACACACGUACUAUCAUUCUGAUGUGAAAAUGAAACUGCACAGAGGAGCUCCUGGAUUGAUAGAGUCAGAGCUCAGAGUCCUGCAGAGUCCUCCAUUACCAAAUGAAGAAAGCAUAAAAUGUAAAAACUGUUCACCAGUGUAAUCAAAUGCACAUUUUCCUUGGAGUUUCCGCUUUGAAUGAUUGGUUUCUCAAGUAAGCUCGGACAGUAAAGCAUCUACAGCCCAGUCUUCCAACCAUUCCUGCUCUCACUAGCUAUGGCACUUUAAAAACAACAGAAAAAAAAAAUCCUUUUUUUAUAUAUACUUUUUUUGAGUUUUGUUUCAUGUGUCCUGUGUACAAGAGGUUCUGUAAGCUCAAUGACCUGAUUGAGGUAUUGGUUACAGUGCUACAUUUUGUUUUAUUUGCUCUUGCUUGAACGCAAAGACAUUCUAAACAAUAAAUUAACAAUGUUCAACACUACUUCAAUUGCACGCGUCUGUAAUGCAUGGAGAAAGCUUACAAAGCAUUGGUCGAGCAUCUCAGUCUCACAGUAUCGCUGUCUCUCUCUCACACGCACUCACUCAGGUUCUUUUCAAGAAAAGUCGGAGGGCUUAUGGGUGGAGUGUGUUUAACAAAGUGUAUAGAAGAUGUAUUUCAAAACAAUGUAUUACAAUGUCUGUGCAGUUUU